Theileria annulata is the source of this 1344-nucleotide messenger RNA. RefSeq names its product cysteine proteinase precursor, tacP, putative. Gene Ontology annotation, molecular function: cysteine-type endopeptidase activity. NCBI's taxonomy places the organism in Eukaryota, Apicomplexa, Aconoidasida, Piroplasmida, Theileriidae. The record is from RefSeq and is a predicted model, not a curated record. Gene Ontology annotation, cellular component: lysosome. The transcript is spliced from 2 exons. Bases 1 to 1344 code for a protein of 447 amino acids.
AUGGCUGAGACUUCUUUUAUUGAUCCCAGUCAGAGGUUGAUUGACAACCGUUUCGACGAUGUUGAGAUGAGUAGACAGUUUGAGGAGGAUUCCACUUUGUUUGGUUCUUUUAGACGCUUGAUGACUAAGAGGCGUGUUGCUAUUAUAUGUAGUAUUGUUUUUUCUUUGCUUGUUGUGAUUGGUGUUACUGUAACUGCUGUAUUAGUUACUAGAUCGAAGGAUGUAUUUAGUUUCAAGAAUAGUCUUGAAAAUCAUGCUAAAUCUGAUUUUAAAUCCAUAGACUUAAAGCUUAUAAAAUCCUAUGUAAAUGAGUUAACUGAUUUAUACAAGGAUCGUUACAUAUCUGGCAAUCAUGUUCUCGAGUUUGAGGUCAUGUUGAGCUUCGACAAAUUCAACAAGGAUUACAAUAGAGUUCAUGCAAGUCACAAUGAACGCAGAGAUAGGUUCUUGACAUUCAGGAACAAGUUUUUGAAGGUUAAAAAUCACGAAGGUCACGAGACUUAUAGCAGGGAGAUAAAUUCUUUUGCUGACAUGACUGAUGAGGAGUUUAACAAAUUGUUUCCCCCAAUCAAGGUUCCAACUCAGAGAUCAAGUCCUUCUCAUGUUAGUCGUCUCAUGGCUAGAAUGGUUUCUGACAAAAAGUAUCUUGCCAAUCUCGCUUUGGCCAAAUCGUUCGUUGAGCCAAUAAAUGACCCAACUAAUGUAACUGGAGAAGGUCUUGAUUGGAGAAAGGCCAAUGGAGUUACCAAGGUUAAGGAUCAAGGUCUUGAAUGCGGAUCAUGCUGGGCAUUUGCCACCAUCGGUUCAGUCGAGAGCCUUUACAAAAUUUACAGAGAUGUAACUCUUGACUUGAGUGAACAAGAACUUGUUGACUGUGAAACUAAAAGCAAGGGUUGUGAAGGAGGUUUCGGUGACACUGCUCUUCAAUACAUACAAAAUAAAGGUGUGAGUAAUGAUAAUGAUAUACCUUAUGUUGCGAAGAAAAACACGUGCGUUGUAAAAUCCACCAAAAAAACAUACAUUAACUACUUCACCAUCUCAAGCGGACCUGACAUCUUAAACAAAUCUCUAGUUAUUUCACCAACAAUAGUUUAUAUAGCAUCCUCUUAUGAUCUCACCAUGUACAAAUCGGGCAUAUACAACGGAGAAUGUGCGCAGGAGCUCAACCACGCGGUGCUUCUAGUGGGUGAAGGGUAUGACGAUACAUUAAAAAAGAGAUAUUGGAUAAUUAAGAAUUCUUGGGGUUCCGAUUGGGGAGAAGACGGUUACAUGAGGCUUGAAAGAACCAACGAGGGGAAUGAUAAAUGCGGAAUUUUAACAACUGGUAUAACACCAGGAUUUUAA